UUGUCCUGUACAGAAAUCUAUGAAUGUAAUCCAGCAGCUCGCUAGGAGCGCAGGGAGCAUGGCACAGUCCGAUGGUGCCCCCCGCCGUGCCCAGAUGGUGAUGGUCCCGGCAUCCCUGGUGCUGAUGCUGCCGGCGGCGCUGCAGGUGGCGUGUCUGGAUCCCUGACUUUCUGCACUUUUCUUCUUCUUCUUCUUUUUUUUUUUGGGUAUGCCGGAUCCCCGGAAGCGCCAUGGAGAAGAUAAGAGCCGGCGUCUCGGAGCUGGGGUGGAGCUCGGUGUCCUUGCCCCUGGACGUCGUCGUCAGCAAGUUCCGUCUGCCCACCCUGGUGAAGAUCGGCAAAGGGGAAUACGUGGAGGGGGUCAGUGACCAGGACGUCAUCCUGAUUCAUUCCUGCCGACAGUGGACAACGGUGACGGCUCACAGCCUCGAGGAGGGACACUACGUCAUCGGGCCCAAGAUAGACAUCCCACUCCAGUAUCCAGGGAAGUUCAAGCUGUUGGAUCAGGAUCGGGAUGUGCGGGAACCUGUGCAGUAUUUCAACAGUGUAGAAGAGGUGGCAAGCGUCUUUCCGGACCGAGUGUUCGUCAUGGAAGCCAUCACCUUCAGUGUCAAGGUGGUGUCGGGGGAGUUCAGCGAGGACAGUGAGGUAUAUAACUUCACACUUCACACAGGAGAUGAGCUGACUCUCAUGGGUCAAGCAGAGAUCCUGUGCGCUAAGACAGUAAAGGAAAAGUCCCGUUUCAACACCAUCUUGAAGAAACUGGGCAAGACUGGCACACUGGGCAAACAGGUGAAAGGUAAAAUGCCCUGUUUGAUAUGCAUGAACCAUCGAACAAAUGAGAGCCUAAGCCUUCCAUUCCAGUAAGGAAGUUUUAGCACCAGGAGCCCAUUGGAGCUACAGAUGCGAGGCGAGCACACCAUCCGGAGUAUUAUUGAGAAGGUUCGGCUGCCUGUUAACGUCAUAGUGCCUACUCGCCCUCCUCGCAACCCCUAUGACCAUCACAUUAUCCGCGAAGGUCAUCGGUACAAGCUGGUCAGCAUUAUCUCCAAAACUGUUGUUCUUUGUUGUCUUCUACGUAAGGAAGAGGUCAACCCCUUCCAUUUCUUGCUGCUCACAGACAUGCCCCGUUUUUCACUCCCUGAGGGUCUUCUUUGGGGAGAUCCCCAUUUUUGACAAGUUGUAAAAGACUGCGCUCUUUACUGCCAGGAUCAGAAGUUCAACCGGAUGAGUAUCAAGGCUGUUCGAGAGACAAAGACUGAUUUUGCUGAGGAAUGCGCCAGCCCGCGUAAAAUACGGGUUUGCUUGCAGGGUUUUCUCGGCCGGCUCAAUAAACUACACCGUGAAGAGCUGAGUCAGGGCCUACAACGCUUCCUGUGUGUUUACAGCGGGACAAUCUCCAAUGAUAACAGUCCCCAGGAUUGUCGAGAGGCCCUACCAGGACUAGGAUCCUCAUCUGACAACUCAGAUUUAGAUCGGGAGUAUAUGACACCAGAUUGGGUGGAAAGAUUUAGGACUCAGGAACAGUUAGAGAUACCCUAUGAAGAACUUUGGACAAAUCAGAAUGUGGAAAAUUACUCUGAGCCCAGCAGCAAGCCUGUUGGGCUAGAGAGUGGCAACAAGACCCAACAUGACCUUAUCUCCUUUGCGACCUCCCCAUCUCCUCUCGAGAGCAAGUCGUGUUCACCACCUCCACCAGCCGUAGCUAUUAAUGAAGUAAAAACGGAAGCACCUCCACCGGUGCCCCCAAAAUCCGAAGCAGUAAGGUAUGAAUGUCGCCUUCUGAAUGCCCCACCAGUGCCCCCACGGGAUGGCCGGCUCUUCUCCUCAUCAUCCAGCCCUCCUGUCCCACCAAGGCUUCCGAAAGUCCAACACUUAUCCCACACGCAGUCACCCAGCCCCAGCCUUUCCUACUACUCGUCUGGGCUGCAUGACAUAUCAGGAAAUCGUAGUGGCAAUUGUUCACCCUCCCCAGAUUCCUAUUCUUUAUACUGCUACCCUUGCACCUGGGGAGACUGCAAGGCAGGAGAUGCAUCAAACCGGCAAAUGUCAAACAGCAUGGCCUCCACUGCCCAGCCCACACAGACAUCCUGGUCAGAUUCUUGGGCCUAUGCAGACACCGGUCCGAGUGUGGCCAGUGGUCGCUCUACCCCUAUACUGAGCACAGACACCACCAUUAAGACUUACUACAGCUGUCCCAGGUUGAAGCCCCCACAACCCCAAAAACGCUUUGCCCCUUUCGGAGCCUUGAACCCCUUUGCCAAUCCAGCCUUUGCCUCUACUCCUUCCUCCGGAGAGUGGUUAGAUCCUCUAGAACAUGCUAAAUCCUCUACAUCUUCCGUCUCAGAUGUCCUGGAUCCCUUUGAUGUCAGUACUAGUCAAAGCACAUCCCCAGACUGCUCUUCCAUUGGUUCGGAGCUGCGAUUCAUUCCCGAACCUGUAUUUAAAGGUGAAGGAUCAGGGACUUCUCCUGCUCCACCACCCCGACCAGCAAAAGGGUUUGAGACUGAAAAUAUUGUAAUUAGGAGCACGGCCCCAAUGUCACCUACCAUUGUAAGAGGAGCAGAGGGAGGGAUCACUAGAGUUUAUCUUACUCAAGGUGUCAUUGAGGUGCCACCAAUCUCAUCCAGGAGUAACAUGGAUGCAUCCUCCUCUCACACUCCUGGUGCCCCCAGAGCCCCUGGAGACCCUACAGCUUGGAACCCACCACCUGAUCUAUCAGCCCUGUCAGUGGAGAAAGUCUCAAGGUGCCUCAGGUUCAUCGGACUGUCUGAAGACGUAGUGACGUUCUUUGUGAGGGAGCGUAUUGACGGCAGCAUCUUCGUCCAGUUGACAGAGGAGAUCCUUUCGGAUGAUUUCAAGUUGACUAAACUUCAAGUUAAAAAGAUUAUGCAGUUCAUCAAAGGAUGGAGGCCUAAGAUAUAGAUGACAUUGGGCUCUUUUUAGCCUAUAUAAAGAAGACCGUGAGGUGUAGAUAACGUUACAGGGCACAGACUGGGUUAUUUUUAUCAAUAGACUUCCUGACUUUUCAAACUUUUUCCAUAUUUUGCGGACAAUAUUUGUUUUUAACUAAUAGGUCCUCAUAAAACGGUAUACAUAGCACAAUUUGCACAAAAAUGUAACACAAUGUUGAAGGCAACAACUGCUAAAGGUUUAAUAUUGGAGCUGUGUAUUAAAUAUUGAAAAUGGCACAACUACUGGAAAUGUACUAUAUUUUAAAGAUGAUGUUGCAUGAGAUGAUUUGGUUCUUCUUUUAGGUCAGUCUUUCAGAGAGUAUUGCAAAUACAAGUAAUAAGCAA
Messenger RNA from Rana temporaria (common frog), 3298 nucleotides. RefSeq names its product GRB2 associated regulator of MAPK1 subtype 2 (gene GAREM2). Lineage: Eukaryota; Metazoa; Chordata; Amphibia; Anura; Ranidae. The record is from RefSeq and is a predicted model, not a curated record.